Marasmius oreades (fairy-ring Marasmius) is the source of this 450-nucleotide messenger RNA. RefSeq lists its product as uncharacterized. The transcript has 5 exons. Gene Ontology annotation, biological process: DNA repair. NCBI's taxonomy places the organism in Eukaryota, Fungi, Basidiomycota, Agaricomycetes, Agaricales, Marasmiaceae. The record is from RefSeq and is a predicted model, not a curated record. The coding region runs from base 1 to 450 and encodes 149 amino acids.
AUGAUCUUUCAUAUAUCACUACAGUAUGUGGGAGGAGCUGCGAACACCGUUCCCUGGGACCAAGCUCCUGGUGCUGUCGUAAAAGCCCGAGAUUUCAUAGGUACACGCACAUCUCAGGCCAUAGGAAGUCGUGUAGAGUUCAACGAGGUUUUGAGUGCCGCGUACAUGGAGGACCAGAAGAUGUCGUUCCAUACCGAUGACGAACCAGGGUUGGGACCAACUGUUGCUGGUCUAUCUUUAGGAUCCCCCGCGCUGAUGCAUUUCAGACGCCGUGGACGGGGACCCUCCGGUAAACAUGAGUCUGUCCUUACUGUCGUUCUUCGUCAUGGCGAUGUCUUGGUCAUGCAUGGGAACGGUGUGCAAAAAAAUUACGAGCACACAGUGGUACCGGUUGACUUUCGAAUUGCAGCUACUGCAAGAUACAUAGAUCCUAAGCGGAAGUUGAAAUAG